GUUCGCUCACACGCAGAGGAAGAAGACACACAAACGACCGCACCAGAGCCACAGCAAAGAGAGCAAGACAACCCGCCAAAACAGAGAACAGAAGAACCACAGCAAGCAAGUGCAGCACGAUGAGCGCCCACAAGGAGGACAACACCAAAGCAGAGGCCGUUGCAGACGACGCCACAGCUGCUACCGCCGUGACAGAGCCGGAAGAGUCGACGCCCGAGACACCAGCCCAGCAGCAGCAGGAGUCGGCCGAGAGCAAGACCGAAGAGAAGAAGGAUGAUGAUGCGGUUGAACCCGCCAAUGACGAAGACGAUGACGACGAUGAGGAGGAUGACGAAGAGGAAGAAGAGGAGGUUGAUGAAGAAGCUGCACUCGCCCGUCUCCAACAGCGCAUGGGCGGCGAGACAGAGGCUGCGGCAGACGAGGAUGCUGGCGCUGAUGACAAAGAAGAUGGUGUGAGCGAUGCGGAGCCAGCAAGCAGCGGUGACGAAGACGAUGAUGAAGACGAUGAUGAGGAUGAGGCGGCAAAGGCAGACAAGGAAAAGGAGGAGAAGGGCCGUCGCAAGAAGGAUCCCCAGGUCAUCCCGCGUGGGCGGUACUUCAUGCACGACGACCGAACAGCGCCUGCACCGCGUGGUCGUGGUCGCGGCGGCGGCCGUGGUGGCCGCGGCGGCCGCGGUGGCCGAGGCGAUGGGCGGGGCAAGCCGCAGCUCCACCCUGGCGCAGGAAAACACGAAUCGGCGGGCCCACGGACGGCAGCGGGGUCGCGGUGGGCGUCGGUCCGGUGGCGGCCGCAGAGACAGACAGCAGCAGCAAGAAGAGGAUGAGGGCAGCCAGCCGCAGGCCAAGCAGGCACCUCCAGCCUCAACCAACCAGCCCCGCCAGCACAUUACCCUCUCCUCCAAACCCCAGCCAAAGCAGCAGCAGCAGCAGCAGGGUAAGCCGUCGACACAGCCGCCAGCAUCGCAGCCGCGCGGCCCCAGUGUACAGACGGCGCCGCCAGCCUCUGCUGCCCAGCCCGUCAUGCCCACGGGCAUCAGCUACGCUGCGCGCGUGCGGGCCAUGCGUGGACGAGGUGGCGCCCACACUGCUGGUCGCGGCGGCCGUGGCGGUGGUCGUGGCGGGCACCACCAGCGCCCAUACCCACACCCGCAGCAGCAGCAGCAGCAGCAGCAGCAGCAGCACAUGCAAGCACGGCCCGUGCACGCUGCUGGUGGUGGUGUUCGCGGCGGGAAAUGGGGCGCACCGCCGGUCGGGCGUCUUCCACCGCCAGGAAUUACCGCGGAGACACCGGCGCAGCAGCAGCUUGAGCAGGAGAUGACAAACGCAAUGGCCAAUGUGUCGGUUCAGGAAGGUGCCGCCCAAACGAUGCAACCACAGCAGCAGCAACCACAGCAGCAGCAGCAACAGCAGCAGCAGCAACAGCAGCAACAGCAACAACUGGCAAGCAACGCUGCUCCGCAACAGCAGGCGUCCACCACGACCACAUCUGCUCGCCUCACUGCAAAGCGAUUUGUCGGCGAUGAUGGCGUUCCCACAUCUCGCGUGCGCUUGACGCUAUCGUCCUCGUCGCAGUCUGCCACACCACAGCAGCACCAGGUACCACAGCAGCAGAUACCACAGCAGCAGCAGCCACAGCGUCUGUUCCAGGCGUCAUCGGCGUCAACAGCGGCUGAGAGCGCUGAUGCUGCGAUCAAGGAAGUGCAGCAGGUUGCAGUCGACAUGCCCGCACAGUUUAUCCACUCACAGCCCUUCCAUCCCAUGCAGAGCCAACAACCGCCACAACAGCCACAACAACAACAACAGCCGCAGCAGCAGCAACAGCAGCAGCAGCCCAUGCCCAUGAUGGUGCCUGUAACGACCGCUCCUCCAAUGCAAAUGGCGUACGCAGAAGGUUAUGCACCGUAUCCUCAACCGAUGGUUGCGCAGCCUUCCAUGCAAGCGCAACCGUUUUUCCCACAACAGAUGCAGUACAUGCCUGGACAUGUACCGUUCUUUCAGGAACAGAUGGUUCCAUAUCCCAACGCCAUGUUCGAUCCACAAACGGGCGCAUAUGUUAUGCCCUCGAAUCAGCCAAUGCCCCCGUACCAAACAACGAUGAGUGGCAUGCCUCCCUCAACCUCCUCGGCUCCGUAUUAUGGCUGAAGCAUACACACCCUUUGGCAUUUUUGUAUGUGUGUGUGUGUUUGUGCGGAUUUCGUUUUGUUUUCUGUCCAAGAUGAGCCUUGUGUCUUGUGGCGUGCCUUGUUUUGCCAUGUGACCUGCGGUGGGUUUCGUCCGAGCCCUUUCCCCAGGCGCUUGUCGUUUGUUGUCUCGCCGUGUCAUUAUCGCUACUCCUGCUGUUUUUGCGGCUGUUGUGUCGUCUCUUUCUGUCCUUUAUUCUCCUUUCCGCUUUGAUUUGUUUGAUAUCGGUAGGCUUUCUCCGUCACCCCCCCCCCCCUUCGCUUGGUGUGGUCUGUUGUGUCACAGGGUGUUGCUUCUCUCGUGUGCGCGCGUG
This is a messenger RNA of Salpingoeca rosetta, 2494 nucleotides long. RefSeq lists its product as uncharacterized. The transcript has 15 exons. Bases 460 to 2142 code for a protein of 560 amino acids. The record is from RefSeq and is a predicted model, not a curated record. NCBI's taxonomy places the organism in Eukaryota, Choanoflagellata, Craspedida, Salpingoecidae.